AUGUCAGAAGUCACCGCUGAAGACCGAAUUCAUCCGGCCAUUCUGAUUCUUCUGACUCUAUUGACCUUAUCUACGCUGGUGAGCAACAGUUUUUUGUUGCUCGUGACCGUGUCGUGCCAACAGCUUCGUCGAAGUGUUGAUCAUUUGGCAGUCAUCAACCUGUCGCUCAAUGGAAUACUUGCCUCGAUACUCGUCAUGACGCCUUCGUUGGCCAACUUGUAUGGUCACACGAACACGGUUGGAGCAUUCUGCGAACCCCUAGGGUUCUUCACAUCCCUGCUCCUUUUCAACAGCGUUAUAACUUCACUCGUCAUCACCACCGAGAGAUUCGUUCAAGUCGCUUGGCCCAUGGCGCCUCGAGGAGACCGCCGCUCGUCAGAACUCACGUUGCGCGCAGCUAUCUCCAUCCUCGUUGUGUGGAUGGUAUCUCUGGCCAUAGCUGUCGUACCUCUUGCUAGUCUCGGUCCCCCAUCUUUCGGCUUCGACCCCGAGUCCAUGCACUGUUGGCAUAAGCUCCACGAUCAACAACCCUCUUCCAGAAGCUACAUAAUCGGCGCCCUACUGCUGGGGAUUAUAUUCCCUACCAUAGGGAUACUGAGUAUUCAUAUAUUGGUGUACCGCGUCGCUCGCCGAGUCGAACAGUGUGAGAAGUCUCGACGGGCUCUGAUACCAAUCCCGAGUAGUCUGCAAGCUGCGCGUCGAAUCAUCUUCUCGAAAGCCGCGAAAACCCUACUGUUCGCCGCCACCAUUUUCGUGAGCUUCAUAAUGCCGGAAACUCUUGUUCAGUUGUUCACCGUGAUUCUGUCUUCGAGGGGCGAAUCAUACAGCUCGUCGUCCAAAACUUACAGAAUCGCGAGUCUUUGGCUUUCUUUUCUGGGCUAUGUCCUCAACCCGAUGUUGUACGGUCUCCUAAAUCGCAACCUCCGGAAGCAAGCCAUCUGUCUCCUGAAGAUUUCCCCUUCAGGGAGCCCGCGGUCUCCUUUUAUUAUUGCGCUACUCCGGCGGUCGGCUACGUUCCGCUCUUCUAAUUCGAAUCUCAGCCGACUCUCCGUAUCGCCGAUGUUCGGGAAGCACACGAAAAUACGCAUCAGAAAAUUUGGCUCGCUGCCACAACUCUCGCACCUGAAUACAGUGACGGAUUCCCCUUCACCGGAUACAAUUUCAUUACCGUCCCAGAACGGAAUCGCGCUCGAGGGAUGUUAUCUCACCAUCCAGAGUUUGCCUACACAGCUGAAUGAGGGAAGUAUGUGA
This is a messenger RNA of Galendromus occidentalis (western predatory mite), 1251 nucleotides long. Its product is annotated as melatonin receptor type 1B-B. Gene Ontology annotation, biological process: G protein-coupled receptor signaling pathway. The transcript has 5 exons. Gene Ontology annotation, cellular component: membrane. Gene Ontology annotation, molecular function: G protein-coupled receptor activity. The record is from RefSeq and is a predicted model, not a curated record. Bases 1 to 1251 code for a protein of 416 amino acids. Lineage: Eukaryota; Metazoa; Arthropoda; Arachnida; Mesostigmata; Phytoseiidae.